AUGACCGGCAGUCCCUCUUCAAGGUCGCUUAAUGAGAGCUGCCCCACCCCCCUCACUUCUGUCACCACCCUCUGCCGCACUCCAUCCGACGAGUUCAGUGUUGGAGUUAAAAUGAAUGUUCAGUCCUUAAGGGUGUCUUUUGAGGCUGCAGGGAAUGAUUUCCUUGCCUGUGCCACCGCAAGCGAAGGCAACGCUGUGACCAACGCUGUUGGACUUCAAAAGCUUAUUGCCGCCAUGGGGGGUGAGUUGCGACGAUUUCGUCUUUGGUGCCGGCACACUUUCAUACUUGCCAUCUCAAGAAAACACCCAACGAAAGCUUCGUCUCCCCCCUCCUCCACCCCACCCCACCACUUUGAUUUGCACGGGCUCGCCGCGUCACUGAAUCUCGGCAGUUCUCAGCGUGGACUUAGCAAAGCCUGCUUCAAGGUUGUGCCGAAGGCAACUUGA
Molecule: messenger RNA, 447 nt
Organism: Mesocestoides corti
Lineage: Eukaryota; Metazoa; Platyhelminthes; Cestoda; Cyclophyllidea; Mesocestoididae
Source: the annotation of a GenBank genome assembly